Messenger RNA from Colletotrichum scovillei, 2632 nucleotides. RefSeq lists its product as uncharacterized. The record is from RefSeq and is a predicted model, not a curated record. Bases 577 to 2259 code for a protein of 560 amino acids. The transcript is spliced from 3 exons. NCBI's taxonomy places the organism in Eukaryota, Fungi, Ascomycota, Sordariomycetes, Glomerellales, Glomerellaceae.
GCUGCUCUUCCUCGUCUCCUGCUCUCUUGGUCUGUGUCCCGGCCCUAUCUACACCUACCUUACCUUCCAGACUACAACGGCCUCAUGUACCUCGUGUACACUAUCCUUCCCCCUGUCCCUUCCUCGAACCCUGGCGAUGGUCCCCGCUGCUUUCUAUCCUGGAGAGUGGCACUCGUUCAAAUCGUCUCGACUGGCAGGCUCCCCUUGCGAAAAAAAUACAAACCUUUAGAUCGGCACCAUCGCUGUCCACUUCGCUCGUCAUUAAUAGGCCGCGGCCAUCUCGUCCUCGCGAGGCUCUCUUCUCAUUCAUCCCACUUGACAAGUCCAAUUACGGAGAGGCAGACUUCACUGACUCUUUGAAUUCUUUAUUACCGUCCAUCUUCCCCCCUUCCCAUCCUCUUAUAAGACAAGACAAGCUUCACACAACCACAAACCAUCAAAGCUCUUGCCUACAUCUAACUCUUUGGAGUUUCCCAUUGCCACUUACACACCACUCUCCACAACCUCAACACUUUCACUUCCACAUUCCACAUCUACUCCAACUGUCCACAAACUCCUCUUGGUCACCAUUUGAUCAUGACGAGCCAGAACUACGUCGAACAAACCACUAUGCAUUCAGACGGACUAUCAGACCCCAUGCCCAGCAGGCGCACCUCAGUGGCACAGCCUCCUACCACAAUCUAUCCAGACCUCAGAAGCCCUCCUUUUGCAGUCACAACUUUCAACCAUCAGUCGCAACUUGGUGAAUCCCACAUGUUGACUCCAGUAUCUGGUGGCGGCUCGCCCUGCAUGCAACAAACAACAACUCUUCCCCAGUACCCAUCAGCGAUGGCUCCCAUGCAGCCCCAGUCCAGUCCUUCCGGAUCCUCCAGGAUGGCUUGGCAUAACACUGUGGCUAUGAGUGCUCCCCAGAGCCAGGUUGGCUCCCCUAUGGCCAUGAACCCUCCCACAACCGAGAGUCAUUUCGAGAUGAACUACAUCCAAGCAGAACCUGAGCACGAACGCGAACCUCCCGAAGACUACUACUUUGGUAACUACACGGUCUCCGCGCAACCUCAAUCGGACCAGGGUUCUAUGUCCCCUCAGAUGCCACCCCACGGCUACUACAUGUCUCAACCCCAGCAGCAAAUGAUGCAGCCGCAGCCUAUCAUGGGCGAGCUUUCCAUGGGACAAAUUCCGCAUCCUUCGCAAGCCCAGGCGCAGUACUAUGCCCAGCCUCCGACUCACACCUGGGUAGAGGACUCUGAUAUCACAGCCUUCAAGUCUGAGGCUACUAGGAGACGUUACAUGGGAUACGCCCUUCCAAGCACACAGAUACAACGUCCCGAAGUCGUUCGGGGACCUACCCGAGCCCGUCAAAACAGCCAACAAGCAGCGGGCCGGUGCCAAAGAUCUCCUCGCCUGAGAGGUCGAGCGGAACAGUCCGAGGCAGAAUCAUCUGAAGAGCCGACCGCCGAUGACGAGAUGGCGCAUAUCAACUCGCUCCCCGAUGAAUUCGUCGUCAAACCGGAAUGCCCUGAAGACGUUGCCUUUCUCUUCCAUCGUCAAAGGGAUAUGAUUAUCUCAGGUGGCAAGGGUAACGGAAUGUGGGAUAUCAUUGCGGGCGAGCACAGAGAGAGGUUUGGAAUGACAAGCUCUGCUGCACGUUUGCAAAUGCAGGUGACGAGAGGAAGAUCCAACUUUCUGGAGUGGUCACUCAGAGACAGACAUAAGGUCAAAAUGGCUUUCGAUUUCGUCGAUGCGCAUUAUUUCAAGAUGGUCCACCGCAAGUUCAAGGAGCUCGGCGGUGGACAAACAACUGCGUGGGGCGCAAGUGACGUCGAGUAUCUGGCAGUCGAGCGUGGCAUGGUAGAUUCGGGCUACACGGCCGAGCCUACUACUCAGCCGGGAAAGUCGCGGAGGACAAAGAAGCAGCAAACCCGCCUGAGGAACCUCGCCACAAGCAGCGCCGUCCUGCUUGACGACACAGUCGAAGUACGGCAGAACCCAGAACGGCGACAACAAAUACUCGAUGAAAUAUAUGAGUACCGUGGCGAGGAUCCCGAAGACGGUGUCGACGAAGAGCCCAUGUUCAAGACAGUGGCCAGGGCUCGCCCACGCGGCCGCCAAGUAGAGAUCAAGAUGGAGGAGGAGAGCCCUGAGGAAGAGACGGCAUCCUCGUCCAGCAAGGCCAAGGGCAAGCAGCCUGCCAAGAAAAGAGCACCAGCGAAGCCUAGGGCCGUCAGAGCACGCACGGCACCCAAGCCCAAGUUGGCCUGAAGAAUCGUCGAGGUUCAGACAAAAUCUACGACGCACACAUCAACACCAACUGUGAUGGUGACCUUCACUUCUUCCGACGGUAGCCUCCUAUGAGGUUGGCCUUAGCAUGCUAUUCCCAAGCCCAAGCGGCUGUGAUGACGUAUAGAUUGUUCCUUGUCAUUUUGCAUUCUGUUUCCUUUUGGUUUGGUCUUGGAUUUCUUGUUUUGGCUGAAAAGAUACCACUCAUUUCGUAUGGUUUCUCAUCCUGGGAGGGAAAGGAGGACGACAGGCGGCAAGGGCUCUUCUGGGUUCCGCAUAUCAUUAUCUCGCGUACAUUUACAUUUCACUGUCUAUAUUCAUUUAUGCCAUUUGCAACAUUUAUUCACAAACAUAC